AUGUCGUGGGAAGCGAGGGCGAGCGCAGGGCCUGACCUUCUCUGCCCUUGGUCCUCUAGCGGUGGUGGUAUCGCUGGCCUCACGCUUGCUGUCGCUCUGCACCGAUACUCAAACCCGGAAGCACCUGUCGAGGUCAACAUAUAUGAGGCCGACCGCGAAGUCAGGACCGUUGGGGCUGGCAUCACCGUGUGGCCCCGGACGUGGGCGAUCAUGCGCGAUUUGGGAUUGUACGACGAACUGGCGGGCAUUGCGGCGCGAUCCCAGAGUGGCACUUAUGACAGCCGAUCCACAGAAUUGAAGCCGGCGUUCGUGGCGCGCAAGGCGGAUCAGCCUAGCGAAGGCUACACAUACGCACGCGUCCUCGCCCCCAAUGGAUCCACAACGAUGCACAGACGCGAUAUGCUCGACGUCUUCCUGCGCAGCCUCCCCAGCUCCUACGUGCUCCACACAUCCAAGAAGCUCACAUUUUACAUCUCGGGUCCCUCGAUCGUGAUACACUUCGCCGACGGCACCGAAGUGGAGGCCGACGUUUUCAUUGGGGCAGACGGGAUUCACUCAGUGACGCGCCACUGUAUGUACGCUGGUGCACACCGAAUCGAGUGUCCGCCUGCACCCGAAGAGGAUCAGCCGUGGCAUAGGUGCACGCGAUGCAAGGCCGCGGUCCCCAGAUGGACGGGUAUCCACGCGUAUCGCUGCUUGAUACCGACGACCAAGCUGUAUAGGAAGAAUCGGCAGCACACAACGAAGUCUAUCGGAUCGGUUCUCUGCCACAUAAUCACUUACCAGAUAUCCGAAGGCACCCGUCUCAAUUUCGUCGCUCUCUGUAGGGAACCUGGUGGGGAGGGCACGCACUAUACGGACAAAUGGGUGACGGAGGUGCCCGAGGAAGAGGUCCUAUCGCAGUUCACGUCCUGGGAGCCAGAGGUGCAGCAGAUGCUCGACUGCGUGUAUAAACCGACCCGUUCGGCGAUCCAUACGAUUACGGACCUUCCGUUCGCUGUUCGAGGGAACGUCGCGCUGAUUGGGGACGCCAUGCACGCAAUGGCACCCAACUUCGGUGCAGGAGGCGGUCAAGCGAUUGAGGACGCAUACAUACUCGGCCGCCUCCUUACGGACCCUCGUCUGGCGCAGAACACCGCGUAUGCAUCUGCGGCAUUGAAGGCGUUCGAGAGCGUCCGGCUGCCAUUCACGACAGACGUUGCGCGGCGCGCCCGCGACGUAGGGCUGAUGUACGAGUUCAACGCACCCGGGCGUUUCGCUGGUUCCGCGCAGGAGCAGAGCGUGCCGCAGCAGAAUGAGCGCGAGCAGCUGGAUGACCUCGGACGGGAGAUCAAUGACAUGUGGGCAUGGCAGUGGGAGGAGGGGCUUGAUGAACAGUGGGAGGCGGCGAAGAGGGCAAUGGAGGCCGCCUUACCGUCCAAUGAGCUGGCUGAUGGUUUGGUAAAUCGGCGAAGGAGAGAUACGUAG
Trametes versicolor FP-101664 SS1 is the source of this 1467-nucleotide messenger RNA. Its product is annotated as FAD/NAD-P-binding domain-containing protein. Bases 1 to 1467 code for a protein of 488 amino acids. Lineage: Eukaryota; Fungi; Basidiomycota; Agaricomycetes; Polyporales; Polyporaceae. Gene Ontology annotation, biological process: secondary metabolite biosynthetic process. The transcript has 8 exons. The record is from RefSeq and is a predicted model, not a curated record. Gene Ontology annotation, molecular function: FAD binding.